Messenger RNA from Cannabis sativa, 1871 nucleotides. RefSeq lists its product as uncharacterized. Gene Ontology annotation, molecular function: single-stranded DNA binding; DNA replication origin binding. The transcript has 11 exons. Gene Ontology annotation, biological process: DNA replication initiation; DNA replication. Gene Ontology annotation, cellular component: nucleus; replication fork protection complex. NCBI's taxonomy places the organism in Eukaryota, Viridiplantae, Streptophyta, Magnoliopsida, Rosales, Cannabaceae. The record is from RefSeq and is a predicted model, not a curated record. The coding region runs from base 195 to 1436 and encodes 413 amino acids.
UAGACGACGUCGUGUAAUUGCAAUGUGAAAUACUAUACAAAGCUUUGUUUCCCUCUAAAAAAAAUUAGUCUCCCUCCAAAUUUCAACUCCAAAGUGGUCAAGUCCCCAACCUAAAAAGAAAAAAAGACGACACAGAGAUUUCAUACUUAAAAAAUAUAAACUCGGAGCUCCGACUCCAUUGUUGCACCAUCGCCAUGUCAAAUCGCCAAGAUGAUCUCGACCUUCUUCUUUCUCUUCAAGACCGCGUUUUGGAAACUCCCCCUGCUUCUCCUUCUCGCCCCCAUUCCCCCGAGUAUUGCUCAGAUGAGGGACCUCCGAGCCGAAAAGGACAGGCGGACAUGUCCGUGUUUAGGGAAGCUGUUCUAGAUUGUCUUGACUACGAGCCCGAUCAUAUACAAAAGGCUUCAAAAUCAAGCCAGACAAAGCUCUGUAAUGAACCCGGGGUCGAGAGGUUUUCGGGUCUACGAAUUAGGAAUGAGUCAGUGACCCCUGCCGAGCUUAAGAACCAUUUCUCAGACAUUCGUUUCGUUCGGUUAUCAACUAUAAAGAAUCUGUUGAUAGGGGAUACUCUUUCUGGGUGUUGGGCAACUGUUGGAGUAUUGACUGAGAAGGGAAAUCCAAGGACUAGCUCAACAGGGAAGAGCUAUUGUAUAUGGAAAAUCGGGUGUUUGGAUGAAACUACUGUUUCAUUAUUCUUGUUUGGUGAUGCUUACAUAAAACUCAGCAAAGAGCAAGCUGGAACUGUGUUUGCUCUAUUUAAUUGUACUGUCCGCAAAGAUUCUAUGGGUCAGGGUUUCUCUUUGAGUCUGUAUUCACCUAAACAAGUCUUGAAGAUUGGUACUUCAGUUGAUUAUGGAGUUUGUAAUGGGAAGAGGAAUGAUGGAGUUGCUUGUACAUCAGUCAUAAACAAACGUCGUGGGAAAUAUUGUAAAUUUCAUAAAUCGAAAGAAUCACAAAAGUAUACCACCAUGCGAAGUGAGCUCAAGGGAGGGAACAUCAGAACAGCGUUUAGGGAUCCACCCAGAUCGGAAGGGAUAUACAUGGUUGAUCCACUGGCUGAUAAAACAAAUUCAAGAAAACCCAAGCAACCUAUGAAACUAUUGUCUGUUGAAGGACUCAAAAAGGCAUUGAGUAAUGCAGGUAAAGUGACAACAAAUUCGUACUCGCAAGGAAUAAGAUUUCUUACAGAGAUCACAGGGAAAGCAGGAAGCAAUAACAUAAAGAAGGAAUCAGCUAUGCAAAACCAAGAAUGCAAUAGCUUUCAGAAGAGAAAAGCAUCUAGUUUGAUCACACAUUCUUCUGAAGCUAUGAGAAAUCAACAACUCAAUGCAAAAAGAAAUAAAACUGAAAAGGAGCAAACUUCAGCAGACAAAACCAAGCAGGGAACAGAAAAGAUGAUUGAAUUAGAUUUUGUUAGCUCAGAUGAAGAAAUGUGAGCCUUAAAGCCAUUGGUCCUCAUGAUCACCUUGCCAAUAAUGAACAUUUUGACUAAGAAAGUAAUACGGCAAGGCUGUAAAGAUUUUACAGUUCUCUGUCUGAUAUAACCUUUGGCAACACUUGCUUUACUCAGAAGAUACAACUCAAUGGAGCUAGUGCCUCUUAGAUUGGAGUCAGCCAGGCAUAUUGUUAUUUCACUCCCUCAAUAUGGUACCGAUUUUCCAAGACAAACCAAUUUGGAGGGUUGUUAAGAGCUAUCUGAUUUAGUCACUAGCACAAAUAAGAAAUUGCAAGAUUUAUAUGUGACAGUUACUAUCGUAUAUUAUUCUUGUGAGCGAGGAUGUUAUUUGCUCUAGUGUUGGACUAAUAAUGUUCUAGUUGGACUCAAACAGUCAGCCUCAGGGCAUACCAUAAUCGAAAUUGACACUUGGGUA